CCGUGCCCAUUUCCGGUCGCGAUUAAGGGUUUCAGCAGAAGUGAUUAGCACAAACAGGGAAAGAGAAAACGAAGUUUUCAAACAUGUGGGAUGUAGUCGUAUUAUUCAACGGUUACUCGAAACGUCUCAGUGACGACAGAACAGAUGCCAACGGCACGUGUACGCUUAUCAAAGGACCGAAAACCAUUAUCGUGGAUACAAUGACUGCCUGGGACCGAGAACGUCUAGUCGAGGCUUUGGAGAAACACAAUGUACAACCACGGAAUGUCGAUUACGUUGUUUGCACGCACGGCCACGCAGAUCACAUUGGAAACAAUAAUUUAUUUCUCAAUGCAGAACACAUCGUUGGCUAUGGUGUUCACCGGGGGACAAUAUUUUAUGAGAAACGGCUUGAGAAUGAAGAUUACCAACUCUGCAAUGGUAUUAGCAUUACCGCAACACCUGGGCAUACUUAUGAGGAUGUCACAGUUCUAGUGGAAGCUGGUACAACGAGAGAGACUGUCAAGUAUGCAAUAACAGGUGACUUGUUUGAGAAGGAAGAAGACAUUGCAGAUCCAUCAUUAUGGAAAGAAGUUGGUACCUUUGCACUCCGGAAAAUUCAGGCUUCCUCACGUUUGCGAAUAAUGAAAUAUGCUGAUUACAUUAUCCCUGGACACGGCCCAAUGUUCCAAACCAGUGACGCUUUGGUUCGUUUGCUGGAAAACCAGAUUGACGGAGAAUGAUCGCUUAUGGCAUUAACGAAGAAUUUCCAGAGGUCUGUGAAGCAAGUUUUCGUUAAAACAAACGAGAGAAUAACAUUUUAUUCAUUGUUGAUGUAAUCAGCGUAAACUGUACAAAGCGAGCUAAGAAAAAUUCUCUGCGUUUUACA
This is a messenger RNA of Diprion similis, 868 nucleotides long. RefSeq names its product metallo-beta-lactamase domain-containing protein 1. Lineage: Eukaryota; Metazoa; Arthropoda; Insecta; Hymenoptera; Diprionidae. The transcript has 4 exons. The coding region runs from base 84 to 722 and encodes 212 amino acids. The record is from RefSeq and is a predicted model, not a curated record.